This is a messenger RNA of Peromyscus californicus insignis, 2504 nucleotides long. It is a transcript of the gene Sirt4, whose product is annotated as sirtuin 4. The transcript has 6 exons. The coding region runs from base 1012 to 1998 and encodes 328 amino acids. Lineage: Eukaryota; Metazoa; Chordata; Mammalia; Rodentia; Cricetidae. The record is from RefSeq and is a predicted model, not a curated record. Gene Ontology annotation, molecular function: NAD-dependent protein lysine deacetylase activity; NAD+ binding.
CUGGCUGUUCUUCCAGAGGUCCUGAGUUCAAUUCCCAGCAACCACAUGAUGGCUCACAACCAUCAACAAUGAGAUCUGGUGCCCUCUUCUGGCCUGCAGAUAUACAUGCAGGCCGAACACUCACUGUAUACAUAAUAAGUAAAUCUUAAAAAAAAAAAAGCAAACAAGGCACAGGACUGCAACCUCAGCCUUCGGAAGCAGAGGCAGGGGGAUGACUAGAAAUACAGAGCGCCCAGAGCUGUUGGCAAGACGCCUGUCCUUGGCCCUUUCUUACUGUACUCAGGAGCAAAACUCGAAACUGAGGCAAAGACACAAUUUUACUGAGAACGCUAACUGUGCACGCUAAGUCGGUGGAUAAAACAAUCUAAUUUUCAGACUCGUAAUAUUCAGUCUCCGUAGAGACUGUCAAAAAUUGCCAAUGCCGACUAUAUUUCAAGUCGUCAUGGCGGGGUAUUGGGAAAAGUUUUCAAUUAGCAAUAAUCGCGCCUCGGAUAAACCUCAUUGGCUACGAUACUGCCACUGCGCAAAGCUGGAGAGCGACCGGCCCCGCUCAGCUUCCCAGGGCCGGCGAUGCCCAUCACAGUCACGGUGAGCUCCCGCCCGCGCGCGACCGCCUCGUGACGGGCCCCGACCCAGCAGUUUCUCCUCCGGCGUCCGCGCGGACAGAUCCUGGCCGGUGGGCUAUCUCGCGCCCGGAGGCUCGUGAUUUACAAACAGCGCAGCCGCCGCUUGGGAUGCUGGGGCGACGCUUAUGCAAAUCGAGGCGACGUCAUGGCGAUGGCCCGGGUGGAGACUCUCAACCGCGGUGGGAGAAAGCGGCAGCACAACCGGAACCUUAACUGAGCUGACCAGGAAAGACAAACGGAAGUCAGAGGAGGACCGCGGUAGACUCGCAGGAUUGUGGGACUUGUAGUUUUCUUCAGAUUAUGUCUGCUUCGUGGACUACACUUCCCAAGAUGCACAUGUAGCGAGCCAGUCCCACGGUUGGGUGAAAAUUGUGGACGAAGGAGAAUGAGUGCAUUGACUUUCGGGUCAACAAAGGGCCGUUGGAUGAGGACCCUCAGCCGGCCGAGCUCUCGUGGCCCUACUGGGUUAUUUGUGCCGCCAAGCCCUCCUGUAGACCCUGAGAAGAUCAAAGAGUUACAACGCUUCAUUACCCUUUCCAAGAAACUUCUCGUGAUGACAGGCGCAGGAGUCUCCACGGAGUCUGGGAUCCCAGACUACAGGUCGGAAAAGGUUGGACUGUACGCCCGCACCGACCGGAGACCCAUCCAGCACGUCGAUUUCAUACGCAGUGCUCCAGUCCGCCAGCGGUACUGGGCCAGAAACUUUGUGGGCUGGCCCCAGUUCUCCUCACACCAGCCCAACCCAGCACACUGGGCUUUGAGCAGCUGGGAGAAACUUGGGAAGCUGCACUGGUUGGUGACUCAGAACGUGGACGCUCUGCACUCCAAGGCCGGGAAUCAGCGGCUGACAGAGCUCCAUGGAUGCAUGCACAGGUGCCCAAGUCUACCGGGUUUGGCCAUAAGAGGAUGUGUGUGGUUCCCCAGAGUCCUGUGCCUGAACUGUGGCGAGCAGACUCCCCGAAGGGUGCUGCAGGAACGUUUCCAAGUCCUGAACCCCAGCUGGAGCGCCGAGGCGCAGGGCGUGGCCCCUGACGGAGAUGUGUUCCUCACCGAGGAGCAGGUCCGCAGCUUUCAGGUCCCGUCCUGUGAUCGAUGCGGCGGCCCGCUGAAACCCGAUGUCGUUUUCUUUGGGGACACGGUGAACCCAGACAAGGUUGACUUCGUGCACAGGCGUGUGAAAGAGGCCGAUUCCCUGCUGGUGGUGGGAUCGUCCCUGCAGGUGUACUCCGGUUACAGGUUCAUCCUCACCGCCCGGGAGAAGAAGCUCCCAAUCGCCAUUCUGAACAUCGGACCCACGAGGUCGGAUGACCUGGCUUGCCUGAAGCUGGAUUCCCGCUGCGGAGAGUUGCUGCCUUUAAUAGACCCACAGUGACCGAGGUCUGAUGUUCCGAGGCUGGAAAUGGACUUUCCGUUGUUGAGUCCUGCUGCUGUAGGUCCCUAAGGAUUCUUCCCUUCCCUUCAAAUUAAUGGAAGCUUACCGACUGUAUCCUAUAGAGGGCAGCAGAGCAAUGUCUACAGGCCAGCCCACUGCUGCCCCCUGCUGUUUACAGACCAGCUGUCAGAGUCCUGGGGUAAAGCUGCCCUCCCCUACAAGAAAGACUUCUUCAAGAGGUAGCUGUUCUUGAUGGCACAGCUCUGUCACCUUCCCUUUCAUAUGACCUGGAAGAAGAAACAGGAAGUUCAUAAGCCAGCAUGGUCUGUGGAGGGCUGACAUUGAGAUCGCAGUAAUUCUGGGAAUAACCAGAAGGGCAUCUGUAAUUCCCUUGUAAUUCCAAGUGGUUGUGUCUGACUGGAAGCACUUUGAUAUUUUUAACAACAUGAGCAAUAGCAUAAGUUAAUUUUUUUAUUAACCAAACAAUAAAUUAUUUUUAAUAGCCA